Ectocarpus sp. CCAP 1310/34 is the source of this 1104-nucleotide messenger RNA. The record is from the annotation of a GenBank genome assembly. Lineage: Eukaryota; Phaeophyceae; Ectocarpales; Ectocarpaceae.
AUGUCAGGCCCGCCAGGGAUGCCAGGGUCGUACCUUCCAGCCGUGAGAGAACGAGGGAACGAUGCACCAGCCGAUGCCCAAGGAUCGCACGGAGAUGACGUGCCCGACAGCACGUCCGAGGUCGGGGCAGUGGACGAUUUCGGUGGUGCGGGUGACGACUCACGCAGCGCUGAUGGAAAAAAAGAUGAGGACACAGGCACCGGCGGUGGACUCCGCGGCCUAUUGGAGAGGAUCGAAGAGAAUCUCGGGGUGAGCAGGGAAGGCACGGGUACGGACGACGAGGGUACUGUCGACGACGGGGGAGACAUGGAAAGCGGGGGCGAGGAGGGUGACAUCGGGUUAGACGAUGAACGAUACAACGAUUUCCAGGGUAAUGUGGACAACAGAGGGACCGAUGGGGCACCUGAGGUAUUCGAGCCUCCCGGGCAUAAUGGUGGCGCGUCAUCUGCCCCCAGGUUAAAUAAGCUUCACACAAUGACGCCGUCUUAUGCAUCGAGUAAGACGGUGGAGGGCGGCGCCGAGAAAUUGAGAGAGAACACAAAAGCCCAAGGUUCUGAUUUCUACCCCUUUCGUACGAAGGAGCAACAACUAAUUUUCGUCUGGCAGCAUGUACAUCGGAUCUCGCAAAGGGCAUUGAGAGGACUUCUAGAAGUACUCUUGAUGCAGUACGAGGGCGAACCGUUUGACGUACGUGGGCUCGCAGACGUCGACCCCGAGCACUUCUAUGAUCGCAUGCGGCCGUACUUGCCCCUGCUAGAGCUACUGGAGCGAGACGUUCCGUCGACAGACGACGGAACGACGUCGUCUGUCGUCUAUUGCGCGGAGAAGAGGCAACCGCAAAUUCGCUGACGAGCGACCACGUCAACUGCGUGCCUACACGGCGAGAGGGAAACGUCAUGAACUCAAACCACAACGGCACCCUCGCGAGGUCAAUCCCAUUCUUCGGCUUUGACGGCAUACGAGCAAGAGUGUGCGGGAGGAAGGUAUACGUCAACGACACUUGUGAGUGCGAGGUCGAGGGAGUGGCUACCCUAUGUCGUAUUUUGGAGAUCAUCUACGACGGAGAACGUCGGUUGGUGCUAGUAACCGUGCGGCUGUCCAGGG